UUAAUGGUAUCUUUAAUGGCUCAAAAGGCUGCUUACGUCCCUACCACAUUCGACGAAUUAGCACGUGAUGUAAAAAGUGGCGAAUUUUCGUGUGGAGCUCCAAACGGCGAAGCUAUUACUUCUUUUAUUUUGGAAUCAACAUUUGGGAAUGCAAAGAUAUUCAAGGAACAUAUAAUUUCCACCAAUAAUAUAUUCUAUAUAGAAGAGAUUUAUGAAAAAGUCAUGAAAGGCCGCUUUGCAUUCAUACAAACUGAUCUUUUCAUAGGAUUAAUAAGGAAAGAAAAUGAUUUCAGUGAAGUUUUAAUUUCAAAAGAUACACUUGUUACCUACACAACAGCAUACGGAGUAAGAAAAGGAUUUCCAUACAAGAAAUAUCUGGAUGAAAUGUAA
Molecule: messenger RNA, 390 nt
Organism: Centruroides sculpturatus (bark scorpion)
Lineage: Eukaryota; Metazoa; Arthropoda; Arachnida; Scorpiones; Buthidae
Exons: 2
Coding region: 4-390 (128 amino acids)
Source: RefSeq, a predicted model, not a curated record